UUAUUUUAUUUUUUUUUUGCAGGCCUGUGGUUGACUUCAAUGAGGUAACUCUUCACUAUUUAGAGUGCAUCCAUGUACAUAUGGACAACACCAGACCAAAGGCAAUUACAGCCAUUGGAACCGUAACCCCGCAUCAGAACGAUAUGAAAGGAUUCCAGACUCCUCUUACCAAUCGAAUUCCAGGCAUGAAAUUUUCUGAAAAUGAAAUCCAAAAGAUGGUCCUUGCUGUUUUCAUGGAGCCAGCUAGCCUUAUGCGCGAAGAGGGAUUGCACACCGAUGAGGUCGCCCGGAGGCUCGAUUUGCCACCAGACCAGAUCAAGUUUGUAUUUUGCAUUCCCGUAAGAUUUCAAAAUCAGAUCUUUGUCACCUCUAAUUUGCUGAAAGUAUGAGGGUUUUAUUG
Messenger RNA from Phalaenopsis equestris, 400 nucleotides. RefSeq lists its product as uncharacterized. Bases 81 to 389 code for a protein of 102 amino acids. The transcript is spliced from 4 exons. NCBI's taxonomy places the organism in Eukaryota, Viridiplantae, Streptophyta, Magnoliopsida, Asparagales, Orchidaceae. The record is from RefSeq and is a predicted model, not a curated record.